This is a messenger RNA of Cyprinodon variegatus (sheepshead minnow), 1350 nucleotides long. Its product is annotated as microfibril-associated glycoprotein 4-like. NCBI's taxonomy places the organism in Eukaryota, Metazoa, Chordata, Actinopteri, Cyprinodontiformes, Cyprinodontidae. The transcript has 5 exons. Gene Ontology annotation, biological process: elastic fiber assembly. Bases 275 to 823 code for a protein of 182 amino acids. The record is from RefSeq and is a predicted model, not a curated record.
UAAAUUUUUUUCACAGAGUUUUUAGUUCAAUUCUUGCAUGUUUCUGAAUGUAUCUCAGUUUUCUUGGAACAGGGAUAUUCAGUAAAUGUUAUAUCUUUUCCAUUAGCUGUCAUCCGUGAUCUUUUUCAUUGCUCCGCUUCUGACCCACUGCUGUAAAGAAGUUAAGCUGCCUGUUGACUGCAAUCACAUCUACAAAGAGAACAACAACCAGCCGAGUGGAGUUUACACCAUUUAUCCCAGAGGACCUACAUCCCCUGUUCAGGUGUACUGUGACAUGGACUCAGAAGGAGGACGCUGGACGGUUUUCCAGAGAAGAAUGGAUGGCUCUGUGAACUUCUAUAGGCCCUGGGCAGAGUACAAAAGAGGCUUUGGAAAUGCUAAUAGCGAGUACUGGCUAGGUCUGGAUAACAUCCAUGAGCUGACCUGCCUUGAAAACCAGGAAUUAAUGGUUGACAUGGAAGACUUUGAAGGAAACAAAAAAUUUGCUCUUUACUCUUCAUUUAAAGUGGAUAAUGAGUGUGAAGGUUACCGCAUGCAAGUGUCUGGCUUUAACAAUAAGGGAGGUGCUGGAGACAGCCUUAAUGUACACAAUGGACAGAAAUUCUCCACAUUUGACAAAGAUCAGGACACCUGGGAAGAUAACUGCGCCAGAAAAUUUCUGGGAGCCUUCUGGUAUAUCAAUUGUUUGGAUGCAAACCCUAACGGGGUUUAUCGCUGGGGGGCUGAUAAUGCAGUCCAUGCUGUUGGAGUGGAAUGGGAAACUUGGAAGGGCAAUGAUUACUCCUUAAAGAGCAUAAGCAUGAAGAUACGGCCUGCCCAGUAAAACUGCAAGUGUAGCUUCACAGUUGUGAAAAUUUGAAUUAAGAAAGUAAGAACUCCAGCUUCAUAAUGCCGGUCAUAAUUUAACCAGCACAAUUCUUGUAUGUGUCCCUUCCAUAAUAAUUUAAAAGGCUGUUUGGAUUCAACACAGCAGUCCAGAGGUCAUUUUCUACUCUGAAUAGUGUUAGUUUUUACUCUAAUAAGAUAAAGGGAUAGGAACAACCAACAGGAGGUAGGAGCCACACCUGAGGUACCUGGAUUGAGCCCCUGUCUGCGUUGUGGUGAUGGAAAUCCAAUUUGGCUGAUAUCUGUACAAACUUAUUAUCUUCCAGAACCAUUAUUACCCACCUCUGCAAAAUAUAAACUGUUGCUGUUUCUUGACUUUCUCCUUUACAUGUGAAUGGGGUUUAAAAGUUAACUAGAUACAUUUUACUUUUAGCAUGAAAGCCAUUUAAUUGAGCCUUAACAUUUUUUCACUGUUUUGUUCUCAUCUAUAAUCAAUUUACCUGUUUCUUUCUGACAAUAAAUAUA